UUUGUAGGUCCAUGUCCAGGAGUCUCUAAGAGAAUCAGUUAUGCCUCGAGCUUGAACAUGCCUGCAGAACUUGAGAGAUUGAGUUAUGACGAAAUAAAAGAAAAGUGCCGUCUUUGCUGUCUCGUAUGGCGUCCUGGUCCGUAGGAAAUCCCUGACAAUCACCGGGUCUUGCAGAACAAGCUUGAUGGAAGACAUUUUUGUGUUGAAAUCGACGUUUCCGUGGUGAUAGCAGUGUAUAGGUAGGAGAGCUGUAGAAGAGUGUGAGUUUCGCCAGCCUGCACAGUUAUAUUAAUACGACCCUCAGCCGGCAAAACCAUAUUAAUUUGGCAAGUGCUUCCGAACCACCAAGUUUAUAACAUGAACAACAUGCGGAUGCUUGCGGAAGAGGAGGAGAACGAUGACGGGACUGAGGUUACAUGGGAGGAUCAGCAGCGUAUCAACACGUUCUCCAAAUUGAACACUCGUCUGAGGAGCAUAGAGGAACGACUCGAGGAACUGAAGCAAGAGAAAGAAGCAUUAGAUGACCUCUCUACAGAGCUCGAGCUUACUGACGAGGAUGAAAGUGUGCUAUACAAGAUCGGCGAAUCUUUUCUUCACCUGCCCCAACCCCGCGCGAUAAAACGACUUGAAAAGGAUCAGGCAGCUUUAUCAGCUCAAAUCUUGGACCUAUCAGCAGGCGCGGAACAAUGCGAAAAGGAGAUGAAGGAGCUGAAAGUUACACUGUAUGCCAGGUUUGGCCGCGCAAUCAACCUCGAUGAAUGAUCGGUAUCAGCGUAAAGUAUCACUCAGACAUCGGGAUGAUAUCAUCACCC
Suillus fuscotomentosus is the source of this 812-nucleotide messenger RNA. RefSeq names its product Prefoldin subunit 4. NCBI's taxonomy places the organism in Eukaryota, Fungi, Basidiomycota, Agaricomycetes, Boletales, Suillaceae. The record is from RefSeq and is a predicted model, not a curated record. Gene Ontology annotation, cellular component: prefoldin complex; cytoplasm. The coding region runs from base 358 to 762 and encodes 134 amino acids. The transcript has 5 exons. Gene Ontology annotation, biological process: protein folding.